AUGCAACAUUGCCAAAUCAACGGCCUGGGGAGGAACGCGAGCGAGCAGCAGGAGGAGUUACCGCUGGGGCUGACCGCGAACCCGGGAGGAAUCAAGGUGUUGGGCAGCCCAGUUGGGUCUGAUGACUUCUGCACGGACCACGUACGGGCGGCGCUGGGGGAGGCGGCAUCACCGCUCCCCCUCAUUUCACAACUGAACCCGCAGCAACGCGCUCCUUAUGGUCUCACGCAGCAUCUCACGGCGGAUCUCGUACAUGCUUCGGACGACCCCGGCUUCUACACUGAGUGCGCGAGAAUGGAGGGAGUGGAUCACGGCGGCACACAUCCUACUGAGGCAGCUGAACCUGCCAACGGACUGCCUCCUGAGCCGGGCGACACAGCUCCUCUCCCACGAGUGGGCCCCACUGCCACCUGA
Molecule: messenger RNA, 414 nt
Organism: Closterium sp. NIES-65
Lineage: Eukaryota; Viridiplantae; Streptophyta; Zygnematophyceae; Desmidiales; Closteriaceae
Source: the annotation of a GenBank genome assembly